UUGGCAUGGCCGUUGUUCAAGAAUGACAUGCACAGCUGAUCCAAUUUGUAUUUGCCAAAACAAAAAAAUGAGGAUGAUCAUUGAUGAUUAGACUCCACCUGAAACAUUUAAGCUCCAAUAACCAAUUCGGACGACGCCAGCACUACAAGCCCAGUAGAAUGGUAUGGGCUGAGAGGUUACAGGCCGUGGACUCUCUUUAUCUGUAGUCGGAGAAGUCCCUAAUUACGGUUCGUCGGUUCAUUCUCUGAGAACCCUAAUUUGAUCUCUUUCGCAUCGAUCAACGUCCGACGACCGGAGUUUGAAGAAGAAGAAGAAGAAGAAAGGAGAAAAAAAUCCUAAUCUCUCUCCAAGAUUCGUCAAACCGUCGGAGAUGGACGAAACCCCAACUUCUAGUGCGAUCAAGAAGCGGCUUAGCAUGCAAAAUGAGGUUCUAAAAUGGCUGUCAGAGUUUUCAGAAAAGCUGCAAAAGAGAGCAGAUAAUGCUUCAAUGGAAAUAAAUGGACUGUUGGACGAGGCUGGAAUUGUGGAACUAGAUCUGAAGAACACUUAUAAUUCUUUCCGCAACCUUUCAUAUCAUCAGUUUGUUGAUCAUAAGAUAUCUGAUGAAGAUGAUGUGGAUUCCCAUAUGAAGGAUAGUGCUGAAAGUUCAGUUCAAGCAGACAUACCUGCCCAGGAUUAUGAAACAGAUAUAUUGCCCAGAUAUAAGGAAGCUUUAUCAUUGGGUCUGACUUCUUGUAGAAAUCACUUACAGAGUACAAAGAAAAGACAUUCAACCACUUCUGUUUUCAGGACUGGGUUAGCAAAUGGUCCACUACCGCAUAUUAUUGGAUCUGAAGAAUAUAUGCAUGAUAAUAGCUGUGGCUUGACAGAGGACUUUGCGUUGGAGACUUCGCAACUUGAUUUCAGCUGGAUAGUGGACUCAAAAGGAAUAUCUUCAGAAGCAGAAGAGCAUGGUCCAUCUGAUUUGUUUGAUUCUCCCAUGUUUGGCAUGCAACAAGGUUUGCCUGAGAAGGAUGGGACUGAGCCUUUAGUAUCUGCCGCAUUGGAUUUCAAAGCCAUGCUUGAAGCAGCGCUUCUAAAUCCUUACAAAUUUUAUGAUGAGGAAAGCUUGUCAGUAAACAAUGCUGUAAGUAAUGAUAGGGGGACUCGACAAACACAUAUGGAUGUGGUGAUUACAUCAGGAGCACCAGAAGCUGUUUCACUCAGUAAUCCUCGACACCUUGGUGUUAUUGAGGAGAAAGCCAUUCCUGUCACUGAAGGAAAUAUGACUUCCCUUCAAGACCCGGAUAUUCAUGCCAGUGAACUUUAUUCUGCACUAGUUUCUGGGAGUCUAUUUGAUGCUGAAGGUGAAGAGGAUUCCCUCUCUUUUUGUCAAAAGGAGCCUGUUGAUAUUUCUGCCUCAGCUUCAGAUUCCAUUUCUGCACAUGCAAGCACAAUAGAUGCGAAUGAGAUUGUAGAUGGCACCCAAUCCUUAACUAUUGAUGAGAAUCUGGGUUCUUCUGAUCAGAGUAUGACAGUGCAUGUUAGUGCUGACACUUCCAUUAGCAUAAGUGAGGAAAGUGGACAGAAAGCUCCUCUGGGAGAUGUCAAUGCCUUAGAGAAGGAUGCAUCUUUAAUGGGUAAGACCUUAUCUUCACACAGACUAAAAGAAGAUGCUUCGUUGUCAUUUGUUACGAGCAGUGAUGACAUUCGGUCUCAUAACUUGGUACCUGAAAGUUCAGAAGUUAAACCAUCUGCUCGUGAUCCAGAGAUAUUACAAGAUGUUGAGGAGCUAACAUUUCAAUCUUCUGAUGCCCACAUAUGCGAUAACAAAUCUUAGUUUUGAGGGAUCUUUAUCUGAGCACUCUGAGGAGUAAUCUGGUUUAUCUGAUUGUGAUGAUGAGGGCAAAUAAGGACCAUUUGUCAUGUUUGGUAUCUAGUUACACCGUUUCAUUGGUUAUUGUUUGGACAGGAGGUGGUAAUUGUGGGCGUUCAGUUUAAGCAUGAUCACGUUGCUAACUGGCUGGUCAAAAGGCUUCUGGAAUCAAUAGUCAAGAUAGAUAGUAGGGUUAUAUAUUGUCUGAUUGUCACAUUAUUUUUACUUCGACAGGAUUGUAAAUUUUUUGAAAGAUGCAAGGAGGUGAGCCUCCCUGUUUUUACAGUGAAUGAACGAUUAAAUGGAAUGGAGAACUGUUGAAGUAAUGAUAGUUGAUCAUCAACUUGUCACUGUAAUAUUCCUAGUCUUUGUAUUUUGUUUCCUCUAUGCAUAUAAAUUUAUUUAUCAA
Messenger RNA from Elaeis guineensis (African oil palm), 2264 nucleotides. RefSeq lists its product as uncharacterized. The record is from RefSeq and is a predicted model, not a curated record. NCBI's taxonomy places the organism in Eukaryota, Viridiplantae, Streptophyta, Magnoliopsida, Arecales, Arecaceae.